AUGGAUGUGCGGGGCUUGCGGGACGUCUGCCGCUUACCCAAUCGGACGGAAUGCAUUGAAGCCUCUAAACUCCGACUUGGUUGGCGCAACACCUUUCCACUACGAGAUUCUGAUCCGCCAAUUGCCGUGCACAGCGAGAUUCCCUUGGUGCAGUACACAAAAUCAAUCAUUGCUCAUCUCAUUGCGCACAUCUGCCACCGAGCCUUUCGCGCCUCCCCAGAAUCCCAGAAGGAACAAGUGCUAUACGUUCUGUUGCGCUCGGAAGGCCGGGGUCUCUUGAUUGAGUACUCCCCCCCAAGGGAUGAGAAGACUACGGGCAUGGAUCCUGAAAGCCUAGCCUUUCAGCCCCGCGAAGACUUUUGGCAAUUCCAAAACGACAUGCUGAGGGUGCAGCAGACACAAGCUGAGCUCACCGACCGCGUCUCACGCCUGGAGCGCAAGCAAGAGGAUGACUCACGUCUGAAAAACGUAUGGGGCACGUCUUCGCCCUUCCCUUCCGUGCUAGGCGGCACACCCCAACAAGUUCCCUUACAGCAGCCGACCGCCGAGCAUUUCUCCAACUUCGACGAUCAUUCAAGCAACCUCAUCGGCAAUCUCCAGCUCGAUGCUGACGAAGAACCUCGUCGUGUAGGCGCCACGUCUCGGGCCAAUAGUGUUCGUUUUGAUGAGACUGCCAACCAUGGGCACUGGGCACACGCGUCAAGGUCGUCACUAGACCUCAUACCCCGCACUGGAAGCAGCCUGGGCGGCCACGCUCUGAGUGAGCGAAGCUACUCCCAUAAAUCAGACGGAAGGCAGAGCUCGGCUGGACAGUCGGUACACUCCAUGACAUCAGGACGGGCAAACAGCCUCACGAGCGUCAGCACGGCGCCGCCAGCUGACGUGCCGGGACUGGCACCUGGCUUGUUCAUCCUUGGCUCUGUACCUGCGAUAAUACGUUGCUGGCUCAACACGGAUUUCAAGCAUGCCACUCUGUUGUACGCAGCCGUCUGUUCAGGCUCCUAUGCGUCCUAUCUCGAUCUCCAUCUCAUCGAACAGCUUGGCUUCCAAGAUCGCAUCGUUGCCGAAGACGGGAUACGCAGAAUCAAACUUUCGGUCUAUCUUCCUGAAGCAGUGCCAGUGUCACAAGCCUCCCGUUCAAGUAGUCCUGCGCCGCAGCUUCCUUCGUUAGGCGUCGAGUUCACCGUCAUCGAGCAGCAUAACCCAGAUUUGAACCCCAAGGCGAUCCAAAUCUAUCUGGGAAGCGACACGCUUCGCGCACACAAUGCUGACAUCUUGUUCUCUUCCAAUCAGCUCACCAUGUUUGACGACGAUGGUGGUAAGCUUCGCAUUCCUUUGGUGAGACCUGAAGACGACCGCACUUUCAAAUCGUUAUCUACGAUAAACGCGACGUCGGAAGUCACGGGAUCGCAGACGUCGGGUCCUUCUGCCAGUAGUCCAGCUUCACGGGAAAAAGUAGCUGAGAGCUCUACCACAACCCCGCAAGCACCAGACACAUCGACUUCCAGACUUGACAAUGGUACAGUGACAAGCUCAUAUGAGGGUGGUUCCAGCGGCCGUGCGAGUCUUGAGCAGCGAUCUCGUCUUAGUCUAUCGACAAGCCGUACAGGUAGCAAAGAUGUACAAGACCAGACCUCUGCCAGCGGGGUCCCACGCUCGGGGGCACCUCUUGCUAUAUGGAGCAAUUGGCGACGUGAGCAGCAGGAGAAAUCCACCGCUGGCUCCGUGGAUUGGGCCAACUUGGGUAAAACCUCGGCUUCCAGUCCUGCCUAUCAACGCCGCGAUACGGGCAUCAAGGUGCUGAAGCCUUCGAAACCGACACGCACCAUGUCUACCUCGACCGCAUCACCCGUCACCGGGCAGUCUCGCUUCUUCGAUGAUGGGAAAAGGAAGGACGAGGGCGAGACAAGUACAAGUGCAGCACGUCCUUUGGCCAAACGAGCUGUCUCUGGAGACAUGGGCCAGGAGAGUGUGUCAAGUCUGGUGAAGCCUCGUCCAGCCAACCCAGUUGGUGGCGCUUCUGCUUUUGCGUGGCUGAAUAGCAGCGAACCCAAGGUGUACUUGGCCUGGAUGUCUAGUGACGACGGAGCAAGUCACCGCCUUGCACUCUUUUCUCUCUUCUCUUUUUCUCCCCUGCCUUCCUGGCAAUUGCCCCACGUUCUCACCGCUCAUUCUGUCGCCUCUUCCCGUGAUCACGGCGAAGAAGCUCGAUAUCGCUGCGGUCCACGACGCGUUGUCUUGCCGCUGUUGCCCUUUCGUUCGCCGCCGGCCCUGUCUGCCUUGAAGCUCCCAGGGCUUCACGGCGGGCCCCCCAGUUUCACCACGGCCUCCAAUCAGAGCAAGAAGCGGAAGAUUGUGACGCCAGCCCCGGAUCCUUCACGAGACGGGAGACAUUCACCGAAUGUGGGCACAGGGGUAGGUUCGCCUCGCUCCUCCCCAUACCCCUCCGCAUCGCCGCCGCGUUAUUUACCACCCCACCUGCACGACGAAGUGCUGCCGCUCGACACCGCCCACGACCCUGCAAGUUUGUCUGCGCGAGACAACUCGCCCGGAGCCAGCUCACCAAGCGAGGCCUACGCCAACCUGACGCUCGACAGCCGCGAAGGCUCCAUGCCCGCCUCUGAGCGCGCACGCAACUCUGCACAGCCGGAUCAACGACACCCACCGCGCUCCUCGUCGCCUGCAAAGCGCCUGCACUCAGACAUGGACGACGACACAUCCACAGCUGACGCUCCCGCCGCCAGUAGCCGCCGCAACAACAGCGGCGCAUCCAGUCCGCGGAUAAGCAAAGAACACGCAGGAGCCAUGCCCGCGCCGCAACGGAGUGCGCGAGCGACCUCUGUGGACAUGGCGGAUGCGCCGCGCAACAGUGGCGGUUCCGAGACGGAGGUUUCCAGCGCUGCUUAUUCUGCCACCAGUGUCGACCCUGUCAAUCUCCCCAGUGUGGAUGAGCAGGUGGCUCGGGUCAUGGCAAUCAUGGGCAGUGGUCCCAGGGACGGACAAGAGGGCUACGUAGUGCCAGAGAAAUGGCUGGCCCGUGUGUGGUCGAGGACGUCAGAGCAUACCCACAACCCUGAGGGUUUUGAAAAAGAUGCCAUGGUGGGCCCGAUUGGACCUGUAGACAACUCGGCUCUCGUGGACCGGAGCACGAUGCAGCAAGGCCUCGUUGAUGUGGACGGGAACGACUUUGUACCACUCAGCAGUGCAGUCACCAUAGGCCAGGAUUUCGAGAUACUGCCUGCAAAAGCCUGGGAGCUCGUCGUUGGUUGGCACGGGCUCAAGCAAGGGUCACCUGUGAUUCGUCGACACGCACACAACACUGUGCCGGACGGCGACACCGAGCACAUUCUCUGGGAGCUCUAUCCUCCGAUUCUUACCAUUCGCAAGAUACGCAAAACUCCACCAACAGCUGCAGAGACGGCAAGGCCCGCAGAGAAACUAGUGGCCAGUAGAUACGGAAGCUUUGCAAACUUUGUCGAAGCUGCGAAGAAGGCUGUUGGGAUCGAUUUGAACAAUAAAGUUCGCAUCUGGAGACUUCUGCAGACAGCCCCCACAGACGACUCGCAACCUCCACAGCCGUCCGGUAUUCUGACACCAGAUGCAUCCCCACGCGGCGGCUCACCUGUCACAUCCACAUCUCCCCCUCCUCUGAUCAUGGACGUAGCCAGCUUCAAUGGCCUCAAGUCUGGGACAGACCGUGAGCUAGUCACUGGCAAAGAUGAAGAAGCCAACGAGAAAUACAACAAGUCUCUUACUCUAGAGGAUGCUGGAAUUACUCAAGACCAGAUCAUUGUCCUCGAGGAGCAUGAUGAGAGAGGCGAAUACAUCUCUGACACGAACACGAUGGCUACCAUAAGCAAGACCAGUAGCCAGAUCACUAAAGGCUUGCCAAGUAAUCCUAAUAGUGGGAGGAACACACCGACAUCAGGUGCGCUGACCCGCGGCCGGACUCGAUCUGGAAAGGUGCGUGGCCAUGUUGGACUGACCAAUCUCGGCAACACCUGCUACAUGAACUCUGCUCUUCAGUGUUUGCGUAGCGUGGAAGAGCUUAGCAUGUACUUCCUGAACAACAAGUGGAAGGAGGAGAUCAACGUCGACAACCCAAUCGGUCACAAAGGGGCGAUAGCUAAGGUCUACGCGAAUUUGUUGAGCCAAAUAUAUGAUACCGGAAACACAUCGUCUUUUGCCCCAAAGAACUUCAAGCAGACGCUAGGCAGAGCGAAUGGUCUCUUUUCAGGUUACGGUCAACAAGAUUCCCAAGAAUUCGUUAGCUGGCUUGUUGAUGCGCUGCACGAGGAUCUCAACAGGGUGCGUGUCAAACCCUACCGAGAAAAUCCUGAUUCGGACGACAACACAUUCAAAGAUCCAAACGCAGUCAGGCAGCUUGGAGAGACUUAUCGAGAGAAUCACCGUGCUCGCAACGACUCUGUAGCAAUGGAUCUCUUCAGUGGUUUUUACAAGAACACGAUGGUGUGUCCAGAGUGUGAUAAAGUCAGCAUUACAUUCGACCCUUAUAGCCAGCUCACGCUUCAACUGCCAAUCGAACAGACUUGGACCCACACAAUCACCUACGUGCCACUUCUAGGCAGACCCUAUCAGCUGGAGGUUGAUAUCGAUAAGAACGCAACAAUCAAAACCCUGAAAGAAUACGUUGGGAAGCGUGGUGGUGGUGUACCAGCAAAGCGGAUCAUGGCUUCGGAAGUAUACAGCCACAAGUUCUAUCGACAUCUGGACGACGCUUCAACUAUCGCAGAAACAAAUAUUGGAGCGAGAGACGACAUAUAUUUCUACGAGUUGGACCAUGCGCCCAGCAAUUGGCCCGCCCCUAAGAAGAAGGGCUCAAAGUACAAGGUGCUGCUGCAUGGUUCCUCUGAUGAAGACAUACCUGACUCAGCAUCGCCCCUACAUGAUAGGGUUGUGAUUCCAGUCUUCCACCGUGGUCCGAGUGCCUCAUCCUACCGAUCGCAGAACUAUGCUAUGGCCUUGUGGCCGUUCCAUAUCGUACUCACGCGUGAGGAGGCUAGAGACUAUGACACAAUACUACGCAAGGUUCUUGCAAAGGUGGCCCAAGCAACUACUAGGCCUAUACUGAGCGAGCUCAAUUCUCAGCCCUCGCAGACACAAUCGCGAUCUGGUUCAGAUGUUGUUCUCACGACUGAGGAAGAUGCUUCGCCCAAUGAUCCUCAAGUCAAGGAUGGAUCGAUUGAGGGUGAAGACAUGGUGGAAGUAACCAUGGCCGAACCUGCGGAAGCCCCUCUGUAUCAAUCUCCGUCUCAAGCUAGUAACCAGCAAGAAGUGCCGGAAGUACUGAGGCCAGGCAGCUUUAUACCACCCGAGUUUAGGCAACUUUUCGAUCUGAAGCACACUAAAAAAAGUGGCGAGUUUGUCACUACAGGAUGGAGUACUGUCGACCAUUCGCGGGCACUUGAUUCCAUCACAAAACGCAUUCGUCUCCCACCAUCACGAGAAGAAUCUACGCAGUCGUCAACUGCAGGCGAGAGCACUUCUAGUGACGAAGACGAAGAACCAGCCAAUCUUGACGCAAAUGCCGCCAUUGAUGCUGCCAACGUUAGCAGUGACGAAGACAUGGUCUCCGUUGAACAAGAUACAGCUGCCCCCCGAUCUGGCAGAGGCAAGAAGAGCAAGAAGGCGAGAAAACAACAGCGGAAGCACGAAAGAAAACAUAGGAACAACAAGAACUUCAAGCCCAAGAAGGGACGCAUUCCUGAUCAGCCAAACUACUCUGACGACCCCGAUGAUGAGAGCGACGAUAGGUUGAUUCGUAUGGGCGAGGCACUUGUUGUUGAAUGGAACCCCGAAGCCUACGACGCCCUCUUUGGAGGUAGCACCAAAGAUGAUCCUCGCGGGCAGGACGCCAUGAAGUUCAUCGAGACACUCGAUGAUCCUGAGAUUCAAGAAAAGAAGGCCAAACGCCUGGCUCGCCGGAAACACGGCAUCACUUUAGAGGAGUGUUUCACAGAGACAUCUAAGAGUGAAGUACUCUCAGAGGAUAAUGCGUGGUACUGUAGCCGAUGUAAAGAGCUCAGGCGUGCUACAAAGACGCUGGAAAUCUGGACUGUGCCUGAUAUCCUCAUCAUCCACCUGAAGCGUUUCAGUGGCCAUCGCUCUUUCCGGGACAAGAUUGAGGAAUUGAUUGACUUCCCUGUUGAAGGCUUGGACCUCACCGGUAAAGUUGGUUUCCCAGAGUCAAAGGACCUGACGUACGAUCUGUUCGCUGUCGAUAACCAUUACGGCGGGCUUGGCGGAGGACAUUAUACAGCCACUGCUCAAAACUUCUUCGACAAGCAGUGGUAUGACUACAAUGAUUCUAUCGUCUCUAAAUGCGAAUCCGGCCAGAAAGCUGUCUCCCGCGCGGCUUACCUCCUCUUCUACAGACGCCGCUCCCCUACCCCUUUAGGCCCGCCUUCCCUACAACAAAUCGUCACAGCCGCUGCGAGCCAAAACUCUGAAGAUGACGCCGACGAAGCCUACUUGGACGCCCCGCGGCCCGGCUCACCGGCGGGAAACGGCUCGCGCCUCGGCGAUUUGUCCCGCAAUGGGUCGUCGAGCGCUGGCGCGAUCGCAGCGGGAGUAGGAGCCCUGCGCGGGGCUGGCUCAGCGCUCUCAGUAGCCGGGAGCCGUCUAAAGAACGGAGUCGCAGCCGCGGAGAGCAACCUGAGUGACGACGAGAUUGAUGUUGAUGUGGAUGCAGAUGCGGAUAUGGAGACUCUGCCAUCCUAUAGCCAUGAUGAAGGGUACGAGGAUAACGAGGAUGCAAGUGGAGAAUAUAGCGGGUAUCCACAUGCAAACGCUUACGACAACCCCAUAUGGAGUUUCAACAAUCUCAAUGACCGCGACGAUGGCUCCGAUGUUGCCUCUGAUGUCCCCGCGCUCGGCUCCAUGGGCGGCGAGGACUUGAAUUCGCGCAUGUUAGAGGAUUUUGGAGAAGAAUUGGGGACUCGGGCUGGGGUGGGCACACCGAUUGGUGGAAUUGCACCACCCUUGGGCCCUGAGAGUGAUGAUGACGAGGUUGCGGAGAUUCGGCUGAGAGAUGAUUAA
Molecule: messenger RNA, 7059 nt
Organism: Plenodomus lingam JN3
Lineage: Eukaryota; Fungi; Ascomycota; Dothideomycetes; Pleosporales; Leptosphaeriaceae
Source: RefSeq, a predicted model, not a curated record